Molecule: messenger RNA, 822 nt
Organism: Thyridium curvatum
Lineage: Eukaryota; Fungi; Ascomycota; Sordariomycetes; Thyridiales; Thyridiaceae
Exons: 3
Coding region: 1-822 (273 amino acids)
Molecular function (GO): acyltransferase activity, transferring groups other than amino-acyl groups
Source: RefSeq, a predicted model, not a curated record
AUGGCGAAUGUGAAGACCAACCUCACGCUCAUCGAGCUCAAACGUUCGCUCAUCCCGGCCAAGUGGGAGGACAGCGUCCGUGUCAUCGGCAUGUCCGAGUACAGGGAGGCCGCGCUGUCCCUGUCCCACUCGUUCGCCUCCGACGACCUGUCUCAGUACCUCUUGAACGCGGACGACAUGUCCAACCUCUCUGCAGAAGAGAAAUGGAGGCUCCAUGUGGACAUCAUGACCUACAUGGUGGCAGCCCAUUGCCUGAACGGAGUCGUGACCACGAUUGGCCCAGACUACGAGGGAGUCGCACUCUGGAUGCCGCCCGGGAAGAACGUCGACGAUUGGUGGACUGUCCUCCGGAGCGGCAUGUGGAGGCUGUACUAUCAGCUCUCCCCUGAAGGGAAGAAGCGGUACUACGAGGAGAUGCUCCCGCUCCUCCACCAAACCAAGACCGAGGUGCUGGGUGAAGGCGAUGACAACGCCUGGUAUCUGGUCUACCUCGGCACCAAACCCAAUGCCCGCGGCCGCGGAUACGCGAGGAAGCUCCUUGAGAAUAUGCUCGAGCGGGCCGAUGCCGAGAAGCGCCAAGUCUACCUCGAGUCGAGCUCCUUGGCCAACAAUGCGUACUACAAGAAGUUUGGUUUCGAGGUCAAGAGGGACAUCUACCUCGAGCGAGGGCACAUCCCCGUCCGGCUGUCCAUCAUGGUCCGUGAGCCCCAGGCCGUUCGGAAGGUUGCUUACUCUAGCCCUGCCGUCACCGCUGCUGGCAGUGUCAAGCUCCAGGUCGGCGGCAAUCUUAAGAAGGCGCAGCAGAUGGCCAAUGGCCUCUGA